AUGAAUCAAGAAGAUAAGGCAGAAGGAAAUUUAUCAACUGUGAUACCAAAAUAUGGUCUCAAGGUAAAAUUAGAUCAUAAAUAUCCCGAAAAGCGUGACCAAAAGUACAUUCCAAGAAUAGGAGUUGUAUGGUCUAUGUUACCAUUAAUUUUUAGGUAUCUUAUUUAUUAUUUAAAAUCAAAAUGGAACGGCAUCAAAGUAGUAAUGGAUUAUGUGAAUGCAAGGGAUCCUCAACAAAUAUAUGGGGUACCAAUAGGAGGAAUAGGCUGUGGAACAAUAGGAAGAGGUUUUAGAGGUGAAUUUUGUAGAUUUCAACUGAGACCAGGUAUUUAUGAAUGGAACACUGUCGAUGCAGACCAGUUUAUUGUAACUAUUAAGGAUGAAAAUCAGGCGACAAUACUUCAAAGCCUGUUGUCCACUUUUCCUAAAUCUAGUCUUUCGAGUUGGAAAAGUCGUAUAGAUGGUGAUAAAUGCCAUUAUACUGGCUUAUAUCCAAGGGCCUGGAUAGAAUAUGACUUAUCUGAUUAUGGGGUAUAUCUUACUUGUAGACAAAUUAGUCCAGUAAUUCCUAAUGAUUAUGCUAACAGUUGUUUGCCGUGCGCCGUAUUUGUAUGGAAUGUUAAAAAUGUAUGUAAUGCUCAAAGAACUGUUACUAUUGCAUUUACUUUUAAAAAUGGUACAGGGAAUCCAUCUGAUAAUAAAGCUACCUGCAGUUCAAAAUCGUUUGUUUAUGAAAAUUCUGAAGGAGUUAUACUUUAUAACAACCUCGAUACAAUUCAGUGCACUUAUGCACUGUCAGCAAAGACUAAGUCCGAAAUAUCAGUCUCAAAAUGUUUAUAUUUCGAUCCAAAGUCCAAUGGAUCCGAAGUGUGGUCUCAGCUAGAACAAAAUGGCGAAUUCGACAAAAUAAAAAAAUCAGUUCACGAAGAUUUUUACUGCGAAAUGGCUGUCGGAAUUGCUUCAAAAGUUACCGUAAACGCUAGUCAAUCAGAGGAAAUAGAAUUGAGUCUUGUGUGGCAUAUACCGACGAUCAGUUUCCCAAGCAGUAAAAAAACUUACAAUAGAUACUAUACAAAGCAAUUUGGAACUGACAACGCAAUUUUAAAAAUUGUAGUUUACGCGUUUAAUAAUUACAAAAUGUGGGAGCAAAGGAUAUAUGAAUGGCAAAGGAAGGUAUUAGAAGACAGUAAGCUACCAGAUUGGUAUAAAGGAGCCUUAUUUAAUGAGACCUAUUACAUAAGUGAUGGAGGAACCUUAUGGUUGCUGUUAGAUGAUGAGGAAUUGAAAACGAUGUCAGAAAACGAUCCAAGAAUAGAAUAUGGUCGUUUCGCAUAUCUAGAAGGACAGGAAUAUAUUAUGUAUAAUUCAUAUGAUGUUCAUUUUUAUGCAUCGCACGCUUUACAUAAGAACUGGCCGAUGCUUCAAAAAUGCCUACAAUACGAUUUAAAGGACUUUGUGUCACUGGAAAUAAAAGAAAAUGUUAAGGAACUUUAUGAAGGUACAACUUGCGAGAGAAAGAAAGCAAAUUCCGUACCUCACGAUGCAGGAAGUCCAAGUGAAGGACCAUUGACUCUUGUGAAUGCCUAUCCCAUACAUGACGUGAGCACUUGGAGAGACCUGAAUUCGAAAUUCGUCCUUCAAACGUUCAGAGAUGCGUUCGCUUCUUCUCCGGAAAAUCCUGAUAUCGAUUAUAUAAAAAAUAUGUACGAUGCCUGUUUUACCGUUGUACAAAAAACCCUUAAAAAUGACGUUGAUGAGGAUGGUUUAAUUAAAAACCAAGGUAUUCCGGAUCAAACCUACGAUUCAUGGGUCAUGACUGGUGUAAGUGCCUAUUGCGGAGGUUUAUGGUUAUCCGCCUUGUAUGGAAUGGGUAUUAUGGCUGAAAAAUUAGGAAAACUUGAUGAUAAAAAGUUAUUUGAAAACAUUUUAAAUAAAGCAAAGGUAGCAUUUGAAAAGAAGAUGUGGAAUGGUAGAUAUUACAAUUUCGAUUGUUCAACAGAUCACUCGAAAGCUAUAAUGGCUGAUCAGCUUUGCGGCCAUUGGUAUUUAAUGUCCUCAGGGAUCAAAACCUAUGAUAUUUUUCCAGAGGAUCAUGUGAAAACUGCCCUAAAGACAAUUUACAAAAGCAAUGUCGAAUUAUUUUGUUACGGUAAUAUGGGAGCUGUCAAUGGGAUUAUUGAAGGACAAGUUGACACUGCAAGUGUACAAAGUGUAGAAGUAUGGACAGGUGUAACUUAUGCGUUGGCUGCAACUAUGAUUUAUGAGGGCAUGAUUGAAGAAGGUUUUAAAACAGCUGGUGGCAUGUAUAAUUCCAUGAUCAGAUGCGGCUUGGCGUUUGAUACUCCUGAAGCUUUAUAUGCUGAAAAACACAUGAGAGCAGUGGCCUAUAUGAGACCUCUUAGUAUUUGGUCCAUGCAAGCGGCGUGGGAAAACUAUAUUAGCCGUUAG
Molecule: messenger RNA, 2448 nt
Organism: Psylliodes chrysocephalus
Lineage: Eukaryota; Metazoa; Arthropoda; Insecta; Coleoptera; Chrysomelidae
Source: the annotation of a GenBank genome assembly